Messenger RNA from Micromonas pusilla CCMP1545, 849 nucleotides. RefSeq lists its product as uncharacterized. The transcript has a single exon. NCBI's taxonomy places the organism in Eukaryota, Viridiplantae, Chlorophyta, Mamiellophyceae, Mamiellales, Mamiellaceae. The coding region runs from base 1 to 741 and encodes 246 amino acids. The record is from RefSeq and is a predicted model, not a curated record.
AUGUCAACGUUUUUCACGCCGAUUUACUGUCGUUCGCGCCUCACGUCGCGACACGCGGCCGCCGCCGCGAUGCCGUUCGAGGACGAGCACGGCUCCUUCGCCGUGAUCGACUUCGUCGCGCACUUGUACCGAGGCACGCGCGAGGACCGACGCACGCUGAAGACGAUCUGGGAAAAGUACAGCCGAGACUCGGAGGCGGAGAGAAAAUCUCCCGGGUUCGAGAUCGUGCGCAUGCACCACGCGACGUUGUCUCGAGUGUUCGCGGACGACCCGGACGGGGAGUACCUCGACGUCGAAGACGUCCAAAUGUGCUGGGAGGAGUUCGUAGACGCGCUCAGGACCGCGACGGGGGCGGCGAACGACGACGCCGACGCGCGCGCGGGCGUCGCGGCCGCGCCCGGCUCGCCGCAGCGGGAGAAGUGCUACGAUAACCUGGAGCAGCCCGUGCUUCGACGAAACGCGUCCUUCAGCGCGCUCGCGCGAUCGCUGCACAGCGCGGCGGAGGCGAGCACGCCCCCGGGAACAUCGGGCGGGAACUCUCCGGACGGCUCGAGCCGCGGCGGGUCGACGCGAGGGAUACGUCGGAUAUCCUCCAAAGGGAUGCUCCUCGCCGUCGGCGUGGCGUCGAGAGAGGGAUCGGCGCGCGGGGGACUCGCGCACGUGGACGAGUGGACGCCGAACCUGAGCACGCUGUCGAAGGAGGUGAGAGAUAAGCUCGAGCCGUGGGACGGCGUCAGGUGACGGAGCGGGGGGGGGGACCCGCGCGCGCGCGCGCAGAUGAACGCGACGACGACGCCGAUGAGGUAGGUACUACAAGUCAGGGAAGGUUAAUUACAGUAAGAAUAAGAC